CGGAAGCGCUGAGGUUUCUGAUUGGCUAAUCCCCCUGCGCUGGGUACAGAACGCGGUCACUGAUUGGCUGAGCGCCACCCCCGCAUCCUUCCUGGAGACUCGCGGUGGCAGCGGCGCAGGCUUCACGGAGCGACAAUCCGUACGCCGAGGGAGCCAUGUUGAUGCCUUGUUUUGUGUCAACCGUUGCACUUUGGAUGGUCAAAGGACUGCGUCUCGAGGCGCGGGAGCCUUAGCGGUGAUUCCAGCAUCGCUAUGAGAAGAGGAGAGCGGGUCGGGACGGUUCAGGGCGCGUCAGAGGAGACUCUUAGGUCACGCGAGUGAUUCAAAGCAAGAGAACUUGAUGCUAGUUAGCCGGAUAGCUCGGUAGCAACAGCCGUGCGGACGCGGAGUGGGAUGAGCCGUGUGGACUAGAACUAAACCGUAUUUUCUGGUUGUUGCAUCUCGUUGUGCUGAUGUGAACUAGACUGCUCGGAGACCUGGUAACAGCGGGGCGGAUGGGUUCAGCGUAAGCUGCCUUUUGUAAAGCUAGCUAGUCGUUAGCUAACAUUAGCAUGCUGAUAAUCAGCUCGCACCUUUAGUCACGACUACCAUUUGCUGACUGAGUGGACGUUAACGUGUCGUUACUGUCAGACAAUCUCCCAGUGGAGCACCGUGUUGUCAAACGUGCCCCGAGUGGAGAUAUGGCGAUGCAUCCGGUCUCUGUGGAAAGCUACCGAUUCGCUUGCCCAGCUCGCCCAGCAGCGGCUAACGGGCUAGCAGCAUAACUUUCAUCUCACGGUGUCACUCAGAAGCUGCAGAGCCCACUUCCUCGUUAGCCGACGUCCCACACCAGCAGCAAGCUGGCGGCCCUCCGAGUAGAAGCCGAGGACAAGGAGCUGGGGCCAAUGGCCUGGGUGCUGAAGAUGGACGACGCCACCAUAGAGUCGGGGCUGGUGCACGACUUUGACGCCAGCCUGUCCGGCAUCGGGCAGGAGCUGGGGGCCGGAGCCUACAGCAUGAGCGAUGUGCUGGCUCUGCCGAUAUUCAAGCAGGAGGACUCCAGCCUUCCUCCUGAAAGUGAGACCAAAAAUCCCCCAUUCCAGUAUGUGCUGUGCGCCGCCACCUCGCCUGCUGUCAAACUGCACGACGAGACGCUCACAUACCUGAACCAAGGCCAGUCUUACGAGGUGCGUAUGUUGGACAACAGGAAGCCAGAAGAGCUACCGGAGCUCAACAACAAGAUGGUGAAGAGCAUAGUGCGUGUGGUGUUUCAUGACCGCCGGCUGCAGUACACAGAGCACCAGCAGCUGGAGGGCUGGAAGUGGAAUCGCCCUGGCGACCGUCUCCUUGACAUCGAUAUCCCCAUGUCAGUGGGCAUUGUGGAGCCAAAGACUCACCCCUCCCAGCUUAACGCUGCAGAGUUCCUGUGGGACAUGAACAAAAGAACUUCUGUUUUUGUGCAGGUGCACUGCAUCAGCACAGAGUUCACUCCGAGGAAGCACGGUGGAGAGAAGGGCGUCCCCUUCAGGAUCCAGUUUGACACGUUCGCCCAGGGAGACUGUGGAGAGUACACGGAGCACCUCCACUCUGCCUCCUGCCAAAUCAAAGUCUUUAAGCCAAAGGGGGCGGACCGUAAGCAAAAGACUGACCGGGAGAAGAUGGAGAAACGUUCACCACAAGAGAAGGAAAAGUACCAGCCUUCUUAUGAUACCACUAUCCUGUCAGAGGAGAGGAGGCCCUCGUCCACAAUAAAUCAGAGCAAAAUGACGAGGCUUGAACCCAUCAUAGAGGAUGCGGGUGACCACGAGCUGAAAAAGUCCAGCAAGCGGACACUUCCCGCUGACUGUGGCGACUCCUUGGCCAAGAGAGGCAGUUGCUCCCCGUGGCCAGACGCCUAUGUCAGCCCCAACCAGGCAGCUACUCCCUCCUUCACCUCCACCCCGCUGUCCACCUACACAACCUCCUCAGUACCAGACAGUGACUCGUCCUCACCCAAUCACCAGGCAGACCCUGGUAGCCAUGGCACCUCGGAGGUUAGCCUCCACUCUUCUCACCUGUAUGAAUUGGUGGAAAAGCAGUUGAGCCCCACUGCCUCCAUACAGGACGCACAGAAAUGGCUGCUGAAGAAUCGCUUCAGCUCCUACACACGGCUCUUCUCUCACUUCUCAGGUUCUGAUUUAUUGAAACUAACCCGAGACGACCUGGUCCAGAUUUGUGGGCCAGCAGAUGGGAUCAGACUCUUCAAUGCACUUAAAUCCAGGUCAGUGCGUCCCAGGUUGACAGUGUAUAUCUGUCAGGAGUCCCCCCAGGAGAGCCCCCUGCUGGAGACACACGCCACCAAUGAAAAUGGAGAACACAGCAUUUCUUCUAGUUUACACGUGUAUCAUGCUCUGUAUCUAGAGGAUCUCACAGCUGCAGAACUGAUCCGCAAGAUGGCGUGUGUGUGCAGCCUUCCACUGGGAACGAUCAACCAGGUGUACAGACAGGGUCCGACCGGCAUACACAUCCUGCUCAGUGACCAGAUGGUUUACAACUUGCCUGACGAGAGCUGUUUUUUGAUCAGCACUGUCAAAGAUGAAGUGGGCGAAGGACUCCAUCUAAUCCUGAAGUAGUGAGGAGGACAGAUGGCAUCACUAAUACUCCACCCUCUGUUUUGGAGCAUUAGCCUCCCUGUGUCCCCCUCUGCCUGCCUCCACUCUUUCCUCGUACUUCCUCCCGUUCUCUCUGAACACUCGCUCGAUGGGAAGCAGUCAGACUGCGCUAAAGCCAUGUAAAUGUUAGAAUCUGACAUGGGUGUGUCCACUGUUUCAUAUUGAAAACACUAUUAAUGGAGGAGUUCAGUUAAAAGAGGAGAGACGGGGGGUGGCGAGGAUAUGGUGUUAGGGGAAAGCUAAUGAUGUAUGUAUUUUGAUUUUAUUAUUUUAUUAUUUGUCUUUUUAUAUGGUUUCCAUGUGGAUAAGGGGAGGGAGGGGGCUCCAGGAUAGAGGGGAGAGUGACGUUUUGGCCGGCAGCAGAAGGAAAGAAAGCCGAGUUUCCUUAUCGCUCAUUUACCUUCUUACACAAUGCGCUCAACCAGCACGAGGCCAGUAUUUUGAUAACCUUUACUGCUGAACAGCAUGCGAUCUCAACAUACUAACCUGCUUAAAUGAGAAUCCCACAUUUUACUCGGCUUGUUUAACAUUGUCGACGGGGUUGGCUUAAUAAACCAUUUAUUGAUCAGCUGAUCUUGGUGACCCCUGAAAUAUCCAAGCUAAAUUUGUGGACGUUGCAUCAUUUGUGGAUUUUGACACCAACAUUAAUUAUUUUCGGACUGAUUAACUAUCGUCACUUAGUCAUGUGAUUUUAGACUUCCUGCCAUAUCUCUCUGUCUGUUAACAUGACAUGACACUCUCUUCAUGUUCAGCCUGCGCUUUUACUGUUUUUAGUUGAUGCUUUAUUUAAGGAGCAGCUGUUUCUCAUGCUCUCGUUGAAUUUACUUGUUUUUGGUGCCAUAUUGGCUUUUUAGCUCAAUCUUUUACUCACAAAGACCUCGUCUUUGACUCCUGGGCUUUCUGUGCUGCCUGUAAACACUGGUUUAGCCUUCUGGGAUUUUGGCCAAGAAUACGCAGAAAAAGAGGAACAAACCUCUAUAGCAGACUGACAUGCAGAGCAUUAACGCCUAUCCAAAAACCUUCUAUAAUGUGGACCAAACGGGUUUUAGAUUGAUAGGCUUUUAUUUUAUUUUAUUUAGGAAAAGCCUCAUUGGUUCUUGGUCAUUAGUCGCAUUAAUAGAAUUGAUCUGAAGGAAAAUAAAACCCUUGCUUGUGCGCUGCAUGUACAUGGUAAUAAACACUCCCUUCCAGGAUCUGCCCUACGAGGAACAACCCAUCACACAGCAGGCUGGUAGAAAUGUAUCACAGCAGUAGCCUGGUUUUAAUAGUCUUAUCCUGUAGACUAGAACAUCUCGGCAGCUCCAUAUCCAUCUUCAAACUCCUGUUUUUUAAUGUAGCUGAACACAGGAAGUGCAGGUCAUGUCAUUUCGAGUGCCCUUUGAAAAGUGACAGGAAAUCUCACACAGGUCCUCAGAGUCGCCGUUGGUUUAGUUGACCCACUUUAAUUUUGAUACACAAAGUCUGGCAGUGCAUACAGUUUGCACGCCUCUAAGUGUCAGAAUGUGUGUGCAUGUGUAUCAUGUUUUGUUCUUGCAAAGAAAACUUAAUUAUGUCAGUAGUUGUCAUGAACCUUUUCCUGUUGGUAUGAUGAAACUGUUUAGCUUGCUGUUUAGUAAAGAGCAUGUGGAAGAUGGGGAAAGGAGGGAGUGGGGGAUAAUUUGGUUCAGUAUAACACCUUGUUUUUCCAUGUUAGAGACCAAGUCUGCACUGAGAAAUCACAAAACUCAAGCUCGAUGUGUAGUCAGUAGUCCUACAGCCACACCCUUUUCUUACCCGCCAAGAAGGAGGACAAAAAAAAAAAAGAAUGUUGAGACUAUAAAGCAUCCAUGUUUUGUCUCACCGUGCGCCAGAGCCAGGACUGUAGCUCUUGUGGUGUUUACAAGGACACGAGUACCACAACACAGUAAACUGUGUUCAGUAAUAGAGCGGAUGUGAUACCAAGUCAGGCUAACUCUGGUGAGCAGCGUUGGUCCCCUGAAGGCCUGACCAAUCAUCUUGUGUGACUGAGCGUGUGUGUGAAUGAGAGACUGUGGGCGGGAGAGGCGACCACUGUCAAUGUACAGCCUAAUGUCAAUGAUGAUGCUUCUCAUGUGCACAGUAUCGUAUGCUGGAGAUGUACACAACCACAUGUGCUGGGAAUAAAUGAUUUCAUAACUUUC
Messenger RNA from Cyclopterus lumpus (lumpfish), 4789 nucleotides. RefSeq names its product upstream binding protein 1 (gene ubp1). The transcript is spliced from 17 exons. Gene Ontology annotation, cellular component: nucleus. The record is from RefSeq and is a predicted model, not a curated record. Gene Ontology annotation, molecular function: RNA polymerase II cis-regulatory region sequence-specific DNA binding; DNA-binding transcription activator activity, RNA polymerase II-specific. Gene Ontology annotation, biological process: regulation of transcription by RNA polymerase II. The coding region runs from base 885 to 2591 and encodes 568 amino acids. NCBI's taxonomy places the organism in Eukaryota, Metazoa, Chordata, Actinopteri, Perciformes, Cyclopteridae.